Uranotaenia lowii is the source of this 993-nucleotide messenger RNA. RefSeq lists its product as uncharacterized. The transcript is spliced from 3 exons. The record is from RefSeq and is a predicted model, not a curated record. Bases 94 to 726 code for a protein of 210 amino acids. NCBI's taxonomy places the organism in Eukaryota, Metazoa, Arthropoda, Insecta, Diptera, Culicidae.
ACAGAAAUAUUUUCCCUUGGCUCAGCAAAACAUUUCUAUUUACCUACAACCGUUCCCUUUUUCCCGUUAGAUGCCAACCAAAUUGUCAGUUCGAUGAGUUCCUGCUACCGGUCGCUAUGCAAAUCCUUCCGAAAUCCCACCCUGGCCAAUCCACUUCCGGUGCUGGAUGGCCCUGGCAGUGAUGGUGCUGGUGACCUGCUUCCGAAGAUGGCUCAUCAGUUUGGAACUCGCUUUGUCAACUCGUGGCAGAUGGAGUUCUUCAUCCGGUGGUAUGCCGUGCUAAUUAGUUUGAUCAAUGCGUGCUUUGCCCUUCACGACCUUUUCAAACGGAAGCGCAUUUUGGUGUCGACAGGCAACGGAAGCCGAAUUUCGAGCACAUUCAGUCACAAUGUUCAUAUGGCUACGCAAAUAGUGAUGCUACAAUGUAACGUCCUAGCCAUUAUCGGAAUAAUUAAGCAUAAUUGCACCCUGCUGCUGCCAUACAUCGUGAUCCACCUCGUUAUUCUGGCACUGGAGCUGAACUAUCUGAUUGUUGGCAGUGCGCUGGGCUGGGUUUUUCGAAAGCCCCCGACCGCUUCAGGCAGAGGACGACCCGCAUGGCGGUCAUUUUCCACGCUGGCUUUCGUAGCGUUCAAUUUGCUGAUAAUGAUCGGAGCCAAAUACGCCAUCAGCAGCUCCACCGGAAGCCACCAACCACAUGAACGACCGGGUGGAACCACCGGAUAAGGAAUCGGCUGGCUACGGCACGUGGAAAAGCUUCCUGCACUCAUCAGUAGUUAGAUUAAACGAGGCUUGAUGGUGCUCUAAAACAAUACGACGGAAGGCUCAUCUUUCCAUCGGAUGGUAAUGGUAGCAAGUUGCGGUCAAAUUCCAAUUCAAAUGGUCAUGUCACACAAUUAAACUUUAUUGAGUCACCCUGUCAAAAUUAAUUUCAUGACCGAGAGAGAUCAAAUGGCAAUACGUUUAGAUAAAAACAGGAGGAGUAAAAUAAAA